ACAGAGGAGAAUUUUGUUUGUUAUAUUUCACCAAAGGGGGUAUUUUUUUUUUUUUUGUCCCCAAUUUUUUUUGUAGCUUUUAAGGGCAUUUAAUUGGCGUAAAAAAAAAAGGAAUCUUCCCAAUUUUCCCCCUCUGAAGUUGAAUAGCGGCAUUGAGUAAUCCCCAGCAUUGCGAGAAAUUUUCCGUAGCGCGGCGAAUAGGGGAAUGGAUGAACUCGCGCAGGUUAAGCGGCAAGCGAAGAGGCAAGCGAAGCGGUGAAGGAAGUUACAACGACGCUAACGAAGUUGCAACGGCGAGGCUAACAAAGUUGCAACGACGCGCAAAAGAAAAGUACCCUCCCAACGACGCUGCGAACAAGGCGCCCAGGCAGAAUGGAUAAAAAAGAGGAAAAGAAAAAAAAGCGGAAAAAGGAAAAGGAGAAGGAGAAGGAAAAAGAGCCCAGCUACUUUUCGGACACUGUCACGUUCUGCGGCACGAUCGUCCGGGACUCCAUGGCCAGCGCAGCGGAGGCGAUACAGAACAACUACUACCCAAUUAAGGAGUCCAUUUUGAACGCCUACGACAGCUACUUUUGUGACAGCUCCCAACACAGCAGUAGGAUGGUGAAUGGCGGGGUCCCCUUCUUCACCGUCAACCAGGACAGCUCGAAGAAGAAGUAG
Molecule: messenger RNA, 660 nt
Organism: Plasmodium vivax (malaria parasite P. vivax)
Lineage: Eukaryota; Apicomplexa; Aconoidasida; Haemosporida; Plasmodiidae
Exons: 2
Coding region: 373-660 (95 amino acids)
Source: RefSeq, a predicted model, not a curated record